AUGCUCGAAGCCGCUCACUGCGAAGAAACAGAGGUCUCCCAAAACCGUGCGACGUCUGGCAUCCACUCGAAGAAGAGAAGACCUGAAGCCACGUCUCCGAACCUCACCAUGGAUGACCAAAAGAGAAUGGAGAGCCCCAGCAAAGAUGUCAUGGAUAUGAUUUACGCCAUAUUGGACACUCAGAAAACCAAUGAGCAACGCCUGAAUAGGAUCGAGGACGAGCUUCGUGUUUUGGGCCAGCAAAUAGACGGCAUUGCGAACAAAAUCGAAAUCAUUGAGGAGAAGCAACGUCCGCUUUCAUCAAUGCCCCCCUAA
Molecule: messenger RNA, 315 nt
Organism: Cylicocyclus nassatus
Lineage: Eukaryota; Metazoa; Nematoda; Chromadorea; Rhabditida; Strongylidae
Source: the annotation of a GenBank genome assembly